AUGUCCAACCAGCAGCCCCUCCUCGACCGCGCCGCGCUGCGACGCGACCGCCACUGCGCGAGCCUGCUCUGCCCCCCCGCGUGCAUGUUCACGACGCCCGGCUACGGCGAGGCGUGGCGGUGGAUGCUCCCUCUCGCAUGCACGUUUCUCAACGAAUGCAUCUGCCUCUCCAUGCUUUACCCAUUUCUGGGUUACAUGGUCCUCGACUUUGGCCUCGUCGAGAGCACCAACGAGGCGGGCCUCUACGUCGGCUACAUCGCAUCCAUGUUUACGCUUGGCCAGCUCCUCUCUGGCUCGUUCUGGGGCAGCGCCAGCGAUCGUUGGGGCAGGCGGAGAGUGAUCUGCAUUGGUCUCUUCAACACGAUGCUGCUCGCGCCGCUCUUUGGCCUCUCGCGCAACCUGUGGCAGGCGAUGGCUGUCCGAUUCGCGAUGGGGCUGCUGUCUGGCAACGCCGCCGCUGCAAAGGCGUACAUUGGCGAGGCCGUCACACCUGAGACGCAGGACAUGGGCUUCUCCCUGGUGGCCAUCUGCUGGUCCAUCGGCAACGUGUGUGCAGCCUCGCUCGGCGGAUUUCUCUCUCGCCCCGCGGUGCAAUUUCCAAACGCCUUCGGCGGCACCAUCUUCGAGAGUUGGCCAUACCUACUCCCAUGCACUGUCGCGGCCGCCUUCGCUGGGAUCGGCUGCGUCGUCACGCUGCGCUUCCUGCCGUCGCAGCCGCGCCGGUCCUCGGGAGAUGCCACGGCCGUGGGCGGGCAGAGUGGCCAGUCUGGCGGCCCAUGGGGCUACGUGCUCCGCAAUCGCCGCUGCCGCGAUGUCUUCCUAAUAUAUUUUUGCAUCUCAUGGCUCGACUAUGGCGCGCGCAUGUUCGAGGUGUACCCGCUGUGGGUCAGCCUCGAAGAGGUCCACUCGCUUCUCAAGCCCUCGGCGCGAGCCCACGGUUUUCCGCGCAUCGAGUAG
Messenger RNA from Emiliania huxleyi CCMP1516, 957 nucleotides. RefSeq lists its product as hypothetical. Lineage: Eukaryota; Haptophyta; Isochrysidales; Noelaerhabdaceae. Gene Ontology annotation, biological process: transmembrane transport. The transcript has 2 exons. The record is from RefSeq and is a predicted model, not a curated record. Gene Ontology annotation, molecular function: transmembrane transporter activity. The coding region runs from base 1 to 957 and encodes 318 amino acids.